Mesorhabditis spiculigera is the source of this 471-nucleotide messenger RNA. Lineage: Eukaryota; Metazoa; Nematoda; Chromadorea; Rhabditida; Rhabditidae. The record is from the annotation of a GenBank genome assembly.
AUGAUGCACUUCAUGCUCCUCUUCUCCCGGCAGGGAAAACUGCGGCUCCAAAAGUGGUAUACUUCAUAUCUAGACAAGCAAAAAAAGAAAAUCUGCCGAGAGCUGAUUACGCAAAUUUUGGCUCGUAAACCGAAGAUGUGCGCCUUCUUGGAAUACAAGGACCUCAAAGUGGUAUAUAAACGAUACGCCUCAUUGUAUUUUUGCUGUGCUGUCGAGCAGGGCGAUAACGAAUUGCUCAGCCUCGAGAUCAUCCACCGAUACGUGGAAUUGCUUGAUAAAUACUUUGGAUCGGUCUGCGAGCUCGAUAUCAUCUUCAACUUUGAAAAGGCCUAUUUUAUCCUCGAUGAAUUCCUGUUGGCAGGCGAAAUUCAGGAAACCAGCAAGAAGCAGGUGCUCAAGGCCAUAGCUGCACAGGAUCUCUUACAAGAGGAAGAGACGCCGCAAGGAUUCUUCGAAGAUCACGGACUUGGA